CAUAUAAGACUCAAAGUCUGAUUUGUCCUACAAACGGUUACCUAAUUUAAACUUCAAUCUAAUCAUCUAGCAAACGUCAAUUUCUGUUAUCGUGACUCAAUAAUAUCCAUUACAUUAUGUGUUAAUAUUUUACAAUAUAUACUAGGUAUAAACACUCAUUUUAAUACAAAUCAUCUAUAAAGUCUUAUUGGGUCAUUUAUAUUUAAUUCAUUUAUUUCAAUAUGAUUUUAGCCAAUCAAGUAAGUAAAACUAUUACUUAUUUAAUGUAAUUUAAUAUUAGAAACAAAUUAAUAUUCAAUUUACAAUUAUUUUAGGUAUUGCGUAAUAUAUACCGCACAUCUAGAUGUAUUAUUGUAAAUAAGAAGACAUAUAGUCAAUUACCACAAGAAACACCAUUUUGUCUUGGUUGGUUGCAAUAUCUUAUACCAAGAUAUUAAAUAUUUUUAUUAAAAUUAUUCUAUAUAUUUUGUUUAGAACUAUCUGAUACACAAAAAGAAUUUCGCGACCUGGCAAGAAAAUUCGCUCGAGAAGAAAUUAUUCCAGUUGCUGCUGAGUAUGACAAAACUGGGGAGUAUCCAUGGGACAUUAUUAAAAAAGCACAUUCAAUUGGACUUCUCAAUGGCCAUAUUCCUGAACAUUGUGGUAGUUUGUGUAAUUAAAUAUGUACAUAUAUGUAUAUGUGUUGUAGAUCAUUUGGGAUAUUAGUCUUUUUAUAAAAUACCUAAUCUCUUUACGUUUAUGUAAACCAUUUCAAUUUAUUUUUUACAAAACAAUUAAGCAGUCAGUUUAUUAUUAAGUUUCUUUGCAUAGAUACCAAAUGCAAUUGGGCCCUUUGGAAAUUUCCAAAGGUAAUUCAAAUAAUGAAGUGUAUAUUAUACGACAGAAUAGGUAGGUACAUUUUAUGAAACAAAACUACUUUACCAGGUAUUUCAUUUUUUUAAUUUUUGGUUUAUAAACUAUGUAUUUUUGUAUGCUCGCCGCAUUUCCUUACAUAUCUUUUUGCCCUUGAGCCAAGGUCUUCCUAAAAUAAAUAUAAGUCUGUACCAGUCUCAUUAACAUCUAAACUAGUACCAUUUGUCAAUUUGUCAACCAAACGUAAAAAAUUUACUUCAAAUUCUAAAAUUUUAAAGAAAAUCAUUAAUUCAAAAAUAUUUCAUGUUUAUACUAAUCUACCUAUAAGUCCUGGUUCAUUUUCUUGAGAUCGGAUAUUUCGUAUUUUCGUAUUAUAAUUAAAUAGGCUUUAUAUAUUUUCUUUAAUAAUAUUUAUUUAAUGUUGUACCGAUUUUCCCGUUUUUCUCAUUUGCCGGGAAAACUCGGGAUAAUUGAAAAAUGACCUUCCUGAAGUACCUCCCAGUGAAAUUUCUUUUUAGAAAAAGUGCUAUCAUUGUUAAUCGGAACAAAAUUGCUGGUCGGAAAAUUA
This is a messenger RNA of Cinara cedri, 1420 nucleotides long. The record is from the annotation of a GenBank genome assembly. Lineage: Eukaryota; Metazoa; Arthropoda; Insecta; Hemiptera; Aphididae.